AUGGGCACCCAACGAGAUGAGGGGCACCCAAUCGAUGAGGGGCACCCAAUUGAUGAGGGGCACCCAAGCCACAUCCAGGUGCGGGCGGGCGAGCACAGCCUGGCGGUGCCCUCAGGGCAGGAGCAAUACGCCACAGCCGUGGAGGUCGUGGUCCACCCCGGCUUCCAACCCGUGGUCGGGGACAACGCCUACGCCCAUGACCUCAUGCUGCUGCGCGUCGAACCCCCUUUCACCAUCACCCCCCACGUCCGGCCCCUGCCGCUGCCACGGAGUCCCCCGGCCACCGGCACCAACUGCACCGUCAUGGGAUGGGGCACCACCACCAGCCCUCAGGAGUCCUUCCCGGACACCCCCCAGUGUGUGAACGUCACCGUGGUGGGGGACAACGAGUGCCAGGCGGCCUACGGCAGCAAGGUCACCGCGGACAUGUUGUGCGCCGGCGUGGCCGCAGGGGGCAAGGACUCCUGCCAGGGUGACUCAGGAGGACCCCUCAUCUGCAACGGGGUCCUGCAAGGCAUCGUCUCCUGGGGUGACCACCCCUGCGGGCAGGCGGGGAAGCCCGGGGUCUACAGCCAGGUCUACAACUACCUGCCAUGGAUCCAGGAGACGAUGGGGGGGACCUGA
Egretta garzetta (little egret) is the source of this 624-nucleotide messenger RNA. RefSeq names its product putative trypsin-6. Lineage: Eukaryota; Metazoa; Chordata; Aves; Pelecaniformes; Ardeidae. Gene Ontology annotation, molecular function: serine-type endopeptidase activity. Gene Ontology annotation, biological process: proteolysis. The coding region runs from base 1 to 624 and encodes 207 amino acids. The record is from RefSeq and is a predicted model, not a curated record. The transcript is spliced from 4 exons.